CCUUGGGAAGGGGAGUAAGAGGGAGGAGAGAUGGAAAAGAGGGAAAGGAGAGAUGAAGAAAAGGAGAGGGAAUAAGAGAGCCGAAGCAUGCAGCCGCUGCAAUUGUAAAGUUCUCAAGGUUCAACAGCUAAUGGACAAAAUAUUACUAAUGCCAGUGUAAACUCAGGAUCAGGAUGUAGGCCUGGCAUGGAUGCAAAAAUGCUGCUGUCGUGUUUGCGGCAUAUCUUGUGCAUUUUCAUCCCGUUAUACUUUGUGGAAACUCAGCAUCCCCUCCAAGCCAACAUCACGCUAGUGUUCGACAGCUCAGACCAUGCUGACCGCUUAUGCAACUGCAGCUGUGCGACGGAGGUGCGCAGUUGUGAUGAAGCUCUUGCCAACCUGAUGUGCAGCUGUGGCACCGUGUGGCGCUCGGCUCUGUCACCUGGCUCCCUGGAGGCGGAGACGCUGACGGUGUGGGCGUGGCAGCCCUGGCUGCUGAGGGAGCUGCUGAAUGGCAGCAGGGUUUCAGAGCUCCAGCUGUCUCUGUGUAGCCCUGCCUCAUUUCUCGAACCGCCUCAAUAUCUCACUAUUGUGGAUCUGAGGAAGCUUCAGAUCUCCAACAACGGGAUGGCACAGCAUGCGAGUGAAAGAGUCCUGAACUUCGGGCUGGAUGUGCAGGAUGGGAAUCUCAGCGUCGCUUUUUUAGACUUGUGGUCAUUGAAUAAUCACUUGAAGGCCUACAGCGUCAUUGGACCACCGCUGCAGAUGCUCAUGCAACAUUUCCCUUACCUUCAGCAAGCCAAUAUUAAGAUUACUGACCUAGAAGAGAGGCACAAGCAAUCCAUCCUAACUUUUAUUUACUAAACAAAUGUCUUGUACUAAAUAGAGUCUUUGGAACCAGUCAUUUCGCAUGCCGAACAACGUGGAGAAAGAGCUGUUUUCUACACUGGACUAAAAAUAUAAUCAUAUCUGUUCAAUCAUGCCCUACUCCUUAGUCUCUACAAACCUAUAAGUAUAUUUUUAGUAUUCUGCCCCCUGCAGUGUGUUAUAGGAUUUCAUGAGUGCACUGGGUAAUUCUUCACUACAAAACAGAAACCCCCAGUGCAGUGCAUCUUUUAGUAAACUGCGCCGUUUAAGACGUGAGAGUUUAUUGUAAAGGAAAGUUUCCUUCAGUUUUAGAUUUUCUACCAAUACCAAAAAAAUGAGAGAAGAAUCACUUCCUUUUUCCUUAGAAGCUGUACAUUCUGAUAAACAACAUCUGUGGCACUUCUCUGGCACCAGUUCAUUUUGCUACUAAGACUCAAUUUUUCCAUAUUUUUGUGGAAUAAAUUCCAGGUGUUUUUUUUUAGUUCCAAAAGUGAUGGAGCCGUAACCAGAAUGGUUUCUAUUAUUUCCUCCAUUUGAGCCAGAUGUAAGAAACUGAAGGUGUAAGAAAGUUUAUACAGUCUUAAUUCCUGUGUGGGAGAUAGAUAUGAUCAUAUUAGCCUUGUAAUGUUUAACAGUCUGUUAAACAUAAAAUAUUAAUUGCACCUUAGCAUUUUAAAAUCGGUCCUCUAUUACUACUAGAACUACUAGCACUUAAAUAAAUCAACGGGAAAAAAAAAUGUAUAUGAAGGUAUCUGAAAGAAAAUAUUAAAACUAGCUAUCAAAGUCUAGGAAUUUUAGAGGGAAUCAAGUGGCGAAUCUUGCUCAGUGUAUAUAGAGUUGUCAGAUGUACAAAAUUGGCACAGUAAUUGAAUGAUAUUAUUAUUAUGUUGUAUUAUUACUAUUAUUAUUAUUAUAACUAAAUAUAUUGAGAAAAUAUUCUGUAAAUCUUCGCAUAUGUCGAAUAACUGACUAAAGGUCUGACUAAAGGCUUGAAUAAAUGACAAAUAAAUGUUCA
Hemibagrus wyckioides is the source of this 1861-nucleotide messenger RNA. RefSeq lists its product as uncharacterized. The record is from RefSeq and is a predicted model, not a curated record. NCBI's taxonomy places the organism in Eukaryota, Metazoa, Chordata, Actinopteri, Siluriformes, Bagridae. The transcript has 2 exons. Bases 187 to 843 code for a protein of 218 amino acids.